Messenger RNA from Boeremia exigua, 1284 nucleotides. RefSeq lists its product as uncharacterized. The transcript has 3 exons. The coding region runs from base 1 to 1284 and encodes 427 amino acids. The record is from RefSeq and is a predicted model, not a curated record. Lineage: Eukaryota; Fungi; Ascomycota; Dothideomycetes; Pleosporales; Didymellaceae.
AUGGCUCGACCAAAGAAAACUCCAGUCGAAGAUGCAGGCGAGCUGAUGGUCUCGGUUGAGUCCUACACGCGCACCAGAGAUUCCGUAAGUCUUUUGUUUUGUUCCACCGCGUGCCUUUGCUUUGCGCAAUUGCAGGUCUCGCGCGCGGUGCACCCGGCCACUACGCGCCGCGGCUCGACACCGUCUGCCAGCUCCUCUGAGGACACUGCUAACACAUACUCCCACCAACAGGUCAUUGUCUCGCUCAGCAACCUCCAGGCUGGUCUCGCCCACGUCCAGAGCGGACUGAACGAGCUUCUGCGCGCUUACUUGGAGCACACCAACUCGGUCAUCGCUGGCGAGGAUGGCGUUCUCGACAAGCUGUCGCUGGGCAAGGAGAUCGCCGCCACUGCCAACACUGCCAUUGAGGCUGCCUCGUCGACCGCCAAUGGCAUCGCGCAGGCCAUCAUUGCCGGCGACAAGAUGGACAUUGUCGAGACUGGCAAGCCUGUCAAGGGCGUCAAGCGCAAGCGCGAGAAGAAGGAGAAGGACCCCAACGCUCCGAAGAAGCCACUGACUGCUGCGUUCCUGUAUGCGCAGACUGCGCGCCCAAUCGUCAGGGGAGACCUCGAGGCCGCUGUUGGCCCUGACCAGAAGCUCGAGCCCAACGCUGUCAACCUCGAGGUGAACAAGCGCUGGAACGAGAUGCGCGAGGAGGAGAAGGAGACUUGGAGGCAGUCCUACCGCGACUCUAUGGAGCAGUGGAAGGAAGAGAUGGCCGCGUACCAGGCCAGCAAGGGCACUCCUAUCGUCGACCUCCACGAGGAUGACGAGGCUUCCGAGGUUGAGAUCGAGGCCGAAGCCGAGAUUCCUGUCGAGUCUGAGGACUCCUCCGAGGAUGAGGAGGCUGCGCCCGCCAAGGCUCCCUCCCCACCCAUCAAGACUCCUCGCGCCAACAAGCGCCAGAAGCUUGCGCAGAACCCCGCUGUCAACGGCGCUGCCGCUCCCGUUCUUGCCGCUGCCUCGCCCAUCCCUCUACCCAAGGCUGCUCCUGUCGCUGAGACUCCCGCCAAGAAGGAGAGGAAGAAGAAGGAGAAGGCUGCCCCGCAGGCCAUUGCGCCCGCUCCAGCAGCUGCCGCCAAGGAGGCCAGCCCCGAGGAGGCCCCCAAGAAGAAGGCCAAGGGCGGCCGCACCACAAGGAACAAUGAGCCCGAGGCUGCUGGCCAGGACAAGGAGAACGCCGCUGCGCCCGAGAAGGAGAAGAAGAAGCGUGCGGGCAAGCGCAAGGUCGAGGCCGCCGCCUAA